CCGUUUAGACUUUUCGUAGUACUCCCCGUAUCAGUAGGUGCCUCAAAUGCUAUCGCCACUUUACGUUCUUCUGCCACUCUUGGCAUUGGCCGGAGCCGCCAACAUUCCGCACUUUCCCGCCCACCUGACUGUCAAGCACUUGGAGCAAGUGCCCGUGGAGAUCCAGCCCCUGAUCAUCGACGGAUAUGAUGUCCAGGGAGUGGAUAAUGUGCCCUACCUGGUCUCCCUGUCCCUGACCAGGGCCACCUACACCCACCUGUGCGGCGCCAGCAUCAUUGGAAAGAAGUGGCUCUUGACCGCCGCCCACUGCGUCAAGGAGCUGGAGGACUUUAACGGAGAUGCCCUGGGAACUCCAGUCUACGCGGGAAUCACCGACAGAUCCAACGUGACAUCGGCCCAAGUGCGUUAUGUGGAUUUCGUGUCGAAGCACAGAUCCUUUACGGGUGAGGCUGGAAGCGACAACAUUGCCCUGCUUCACGUGUCGGAGAGCUUUGUUUUCUCGGCUCGGGUUCAGCAAAUCGCACUGCCGGAUAUCGACGAUGACUACUCCAACAAGACCACGGCGGUUUACGGCUGGGGACUCACCGACGUGGACAACGACGAGUACUCCAAGCAGUUGAAAUACGCCUUCGCCCCUCUAUUGAAUAGGAAUGCCUGCCAGGAACUGCUGCCCUCGGACGCUCCGCUGAGCAACCAACAGGUGUGUUCGCAGAUAAAGACCUGCUAUGGAGAUGGCGGUAAUCCGCUCAUCUACUGGCCCAUCGAUGGACCCGCGGAACUGGUGGGUCUGGCCUCCUGGAGCUAUGUGCCAUGCGGCUAUGCCAGCCGGCCGACGGUCUACACUUCGGUGACCUCGUACGUGGGCUGGAUCUACCAGGUGAUCGCCGCCUACUACCAGCUGAACUAGGGAGCACCUGGAACUAUCAUUCUUUGCGUAAUACUCUUGUUGUGCAUUAAAACACAGAACCAAAAAACCAAUCUAA
Molecule: messenger RNA, 983 nt
Organism: Drosophila ananassae
Lineage: Eukaryota; Metazoa; Arthropoda; Insecta; Diptera; Drosophilidae
Product: chymotrypsinogen A
Exons: 1
Coding region: 47-907 (286 amino acids)
Biological process (GO): proteolysis
Molecular function (GO): serine-type endopeptidase activity
Source: RefSeq, a predicted model, not a curated record